Molecule: messenger RNA, 3797 nt
Organism: Macrobrachium nipponense
Lineage: Eukaryota; Metazoa; Arthropoda; Malacostraca; Decapoda; Palaemonidae
Exons: 2
Coding region: 1443-3002 (519 amino acids)
Source: RefSeq, a predicted model, not a curated record
AUUGGUACAUUGAUCAUUCACCCUCCAAUCAUCAAUCACGCUGUUGUGGCUAGAUUAACAAGUAAGAGCAAUAGACAAUAUAACAGGGUAAUGGUUUCAAGUGGAAAUAGGUAAGGACAAUUACGAAAAACUUUUCCUCAAUACUAAUUUAUUCUAAACCUACUACUACUACUCUUUUUACAUUGCAAGGCUACCAAAAUUCAGAAGAAGAAAAAUAUACACCACUUGAGCACACUUCUUUUUCCAUAGCUACUUAAUCUACAAAAAUCAACAUUUAUAUUUUUCCUCUGACUGCAAAGCAAUAGAAAAGAAUAAUAUAACAAUAAUGUUAUGCAUUGAUUCAUAUAUAUGUAUAUAUACAAUUAGUGAAAAUUUUAAAUAAUGUACAAUAUGCUUCAUCAUAAAAAAUCUUUAUAGCAAUAUAAUUUCAAAUACUACAUCUUUGGGAGAGAGAGACAGCGAAUCAGACACCUAUUAUGCUCAGUAUUGGGCCCAACCUGGAAUGAGUUUAAUAGAUGCAUAACUACAUUAUAAGUAUGUUGUAAAUAAUUUUUUCAUAAUAUGAAAAAAUACACUAAUUAGUGAAUAAAUAGUGUUGCUCUACAGAGAAAAAGCAAAUUAAUAAUAAUUUGCAAUAUGCCAAAGAGAAAAAAUCUGCAAAUUAGUGAAAUUUCCCUGUGGAAAAGUGAAUAUAUAAUGUUUCAUAAAAAUCUGUGAUAAAGUGGAGCCCAGAAAUGUGAAAUGCCUUAAACUGGUAGUUUGGUAGUUAAAAUACUGCUCAGGCCGGGGAAGCUCUGCCCACCCGAGAGUACGCCAGGGUGACCAGACGUCCCGUGACAGGAUUGUCCCAUAUUUAUGACAUCUGUCCCAAGUCCUGUAUCGACCCUCCCUGGGACGCCUUAUGUCCUGUAUUUUCAAUAUUCAAAAGAAAAAAAAAUACAAUAUACUAGUGAAAUUUUGCAAAAUAUGGGGUAAAGGCGGUCGCCCAAAUUGGCAACAGUGCAGUGGGCUAGCAUCAGUGUGAUUGCUGCACGACUCAUCACUCGGUGUUAAAUGGUCACUUGUCUCGUCUGAGAGCACGUGAGGGCAAGCCUGGCGAGUGUCAAGUGAGAAUGAACAAAUCUGUGUUGGUAUUUUGAUUUUUUAAACAUAGGCAGCAUGUCCUACAAAAAAGUGAAGCAAGAAUGUACUUUUAGACCAGAGUGGCAAAAUGACAUUAAUUUAAAGUAAUGGCUCGUCCCCCCAAAACAACAACAAAAGCGGACCAUACUGCAAAAUAUGUUGGAAGAAUUUUAGCAUUACACACGGUGGACUGAGUGAUGUGCAACAGCAUGGAUCAACACAGCAGCACAAAUAAAAAAAACAAGCAGCUUAAGCUGGAGCAGUGUUAGGAAUAAGAUCAUUUUUCCCAUCCAAAAAUUCUACAGAGGCAGAAAAGGAAAAUGGUCUCCAUAACACUGCUUCUUGCAACAGUCUGUAGUAUGCAUGGAUUAACGAAGUCUCUUCCUCAUAAUGUUAUUGAGAAGCAGAAUACUAUGGAUUCAACGAAUGAGGAGAUUAUUCCAACUUAUGGACCGCCUUAUCUCUUAGUACCAAGAGAGGAGAGGAUAUUACGUACGCUCCUACAAAUGAACUCGCACCUCUGGUCUGAAGCUACUUCGCCACCAACAGCGGUUAAACCACAUGAUACAAGCUCACCUGAUUUAUCCAACCUUGUUAAAAAUGCCAAACCUGUGAGAAGAGAGGCUAAUGAGACACCUUUACUAAAUACAGAGCCACUCUUACAACCAGCAGCGUCUAGAUCAUGGCCCAGCUCAGAGAAUAACUCUGAAACUCACAAUAGCAGACUGACUGUGUGGAACUUGACCAGUUUCGGGGAUGUUGGUAGGGUUGGACAUAUAUCAGACAACAUCGCUUUACCUGAUGGGGGAGUAACUCUGAAGGGACUUCCUGAUGUCAUUGUGUUGCCUCCACAAUGGGGGAACCGGUUUCCAGAUAGGAUAAAAAAUGAAGACGACAAGCAACCAGAUUUUCAACUGUCCCGAAACACUUACGAAGCCCAGAGUACACCACAGAGAGAUAAUAUUGCCUCGAGUGAUAGUCUUCAAACCCAAUUCAUUCCUGAUCAUUCUUACCAGUCACUGGUAAAAUCACCAACACCCAGAAAUCAAACACAUUUUGCUACCCAUUCUCUUGUUACCGACAUGAACAAUGAUAAGGAUGCACAGUUAACAUUCUCUGUGCCUGACUACGCAAUAAAAAAUAAAAUAAUCACUGAUGAUAACGUGGCAUAUCCAAAAGUAGUAGAGAUGGAGUCAUCCAGCGACUCUGAUACAUUGCCAAUGAACUUGUCUUUACAGGGGAAAAUUCUUCUACCAGAGCCAAUCAAUUCAGAGAGGAAUGAAGAUGGCGACGGUUAUGGUAAUCUACACCUAGCUCUGCCACUCCCCAAUAAUCCCAUAAUAUCCAUGUUGCUUAACGAAGGUCUCAUGAACUUAGAAUUAGUUCCUCGCGCAGAAAGUAGCUCUGAAAUCGUAAACAAACCUGAAACAAAGAACAGUGUAUCAGGCCUUGUAGAACCGCCACCACAUCACUUAACUCCUAUUGGUUCAUCCAACAAUCAUAUCAAGAUGAGACUUUCAAAUUCGACUGAUGGCAGACCUGAGGAGCAAGUGCAAGCGAGUGCGUCACACGACCCAUCUAGACCUAGCACUACGAGGCUUGUGGAAGGUCUGUUCGAUAAAAAUAGAGCAGUGGGCCAAUUGGUCAUGGGUAUGGUUGAAGAUAUCGGAGACAUCUUUGAGACGGCCAUUGAGGAACAAACCAGAGCAGCAGUCGAUGCAGCCAACGGGGUCAGAGGCUUCAUCAGAGGAGUAAACAUUGACGUCUUGAAUUUCCUUUUGAGCUCUGGAGAGGCGCUGAGAGAUUACAUGGAUGGUGAGAGCUAUUCUGGCAGAGCUGAUCAUCAUCUUCCUGCAUCCAACGAGACAGAGUCUUCAUGAAGAUACGGCGAUGACAGUAUAUCAGAAGGGUACCCUCAGGGAGUUGUAUAAUGACGUAAAUACUAUGGGUUUGCUGUCUUCCACACAGUGAAAUUGCAACAUUUGGUUAACUCGAUCUCGAGCUAAAUGAUGAACAAUAUUCUGCAUUGUUUCAGACGAAAGUGUGUAAGAUUGUUUAUGAAACCUUACUUUUCGUUGUUACUGUUCAAUAAUCAAGUGACUGUCAUUUAAGGUGUAUCAGUGUUUCCAAACAUCCUUAAUUAAAUAUAUAAUUGUAAUAAUACACAUGGCCAUAAUGUUAUGUGCUGAGCUAUGUAACCUUAUUUUACAAACUGUCAUUAUUAUUAUCAUUAUUCUUAUCACAGUCAUCCUAUUCGAUUGGUUGUUAUAGUGGGGUUCGGGCUUACAUCCUGCCGCCUUAGGAGUCCAUCACUUUUCUCACUAUGUGCGCUGUUUCCAGUGGCACACUUCUACACGAGGCCUGGAGCUACUUCGGCAUAUAUUUUAUUAUUAUUAUUAUUAUUAUUAUUAUUAUUAGCAGCAAAAUUUGAGUGUAACUGUACAUUAUUACCUUUCAUCCUAUUUAUCUAAAUUUUUAUACUGUACUGUAUCUGCCUUGUGGAUCUGUAAUUGAAACAAAAGAUGUUAUUGCUACCUCGGAUAAAUUGGAGGCACUUCUAGGGUGUAUAGUUUACUGCUAUGCCCAUCCCACCCCCAAAGAUGUACCGAUAUCUUUUGUCUCCUAAAAUACUGACCAGAUCCGAUGUUGCAUGAUUUUGUCGGCCGUUUGUAGUA